Colletotrichum phormii is the source of this 1689-nucleotide messenger RNA. RefSeq lists its product as uncharacterized. Lineage: Eukaryota; Fungi; Ascomycota; Sordariomycetes; Glomerellales; Glomerellaceae. The record is from RefSeq and is a predicted model, not a curated record. Gene Ontology annotation, molecular function: protein binding. Gene Ontology annotation, cellular component: extracellular region. Bases 1 to 1689 code for a protein of 562 amino acids. The transcript is spliced from 9 exons.
AUGCGCGCUGUCUCGGUUGCUAGAGCUGUUGCUCUGACGGCAGUUGUCGUCUAUGGAAGGGAGCUCCCUAAGGACGAGGCUCGCGCUGCUGUAGAGCUCUAUGACUCCGGUAUCAUCCACGACAGACUCAUGUCUGCGAAGAUUGCACACUGGGAAGCCGAAGAAGCUGUCGGCCUAAUGAACUCAUCUCAGUGGCCCAGGCUAGGCUACACCAAGUGCGUCGAUGGUUACGCCGAGGCUCUUCCGGAUAGCCCAUUGCAUAACUUUAGGUGCAAAAACAUGGAUCUUUAUGACUUCAUCAACCACGCUGAACUGGGCUCGCCGAAUGCCGAUUACCGCGGGAAGAGCGGAAGCUCCUCAUGGGGGUGGACUGAUCCUGAAUCUGGUCGCGAAUUCAUUGUCAGCGGCAUGUUUGACGGGUGCGCAUUCAUCGAGAUCCUGCCCGAGGGCAAGAUGCUCAAUCUUGGGUUCCUACCAACGUACUCGCCCGUUGGCAACAGGGCAUACUGGCAUGAGAUUCGUCCUUAUCAUAAUUACAUGCUCAUUGGCUCGGAGCUCGAGGGCCAUGGUAUUCAGAUCUUUGACAUGAAGAAGCUCUUGGACAUCGAUACCACCGAAGCACCCAUUGUGUUCACCAAUGAGAAAGACUUGACCGGCCACUUCAUCGAAUCUCUCCCACUGGGCCGAAGCCAUAACGUGGUUGUCAAUGAGGAGGCCAAGUACGCCGUUGCUGUCGGUGUUCAACCCCGCGCGGAGGGCUGCAUGGGUGGUCUACACUUCUUCAGUCUGGAAGACCCUAGCAAUCCUGUGGCUCUGGGCUGCGACGGACAAGACGGAUAUGUUCACGACGCGCAAUGCCUCAUCUACCGAGGUCCCGACGCCAAAUACCAAGGCCGCGAUAUCUGCUACGGCUACAACGAGGAUACCUUGACCAUUUAUGAUGUGUCCGACAAGAAGAACUCAAAGAUAAUCUCUCGCACGAGCUACGAGGGCGCAACUUUCACGCACCAAGGUUGGGUUAACGACGUGAACUGGCAAGAGUGGCUUUUCAUGGAUGACGAGUACGAUGAGGAGGACUUGGCCGGCCCUGCCGCUGACGGGUACCCCGUCACCUACAUUUGGGACAUCAGAUCACUCGAUUCCCCUAAGCAGACCGGUCUCUUCAAGCACACCGUGAAGGGAAUCGACCACAACCAGUAUGUCGUCGGCGACCUGCUCGUUCAAUCAAACUACGGCGCCGGUGUUCGAGUAUGGGACGUCUCAUCCGUACCUACAGAUCCCACCGGAGGCAGCGUGUGCGAGAUCGCCUACUUCGACAUCUACCCUGAAGAUGACUCCCUUCCGGGAGGCGGAGCUAUCCAGUUUUCCGGCACAUGGUCAUCCUACGCCUACUUCAAGUCGGGCUUUAUUUUCGUCAAUACGAUUGAGCGUGGAGCGUAUUUGGUGAAGAUGACGAAGAAGGAGGCUUGCAAGCCCAAGACAUGCAGUGCGGACAACUGUUUGCGUGCCCUCAGAGCGUCCAGCGUUCCUGGUAGGCUGGAGGAAAGCCAGAAGUUCUGCGGCGAUUUCACGAAAACUGUCAUUGCCGAUGUUACGGUUGUGCCUGAUUAUGCCUCAGAGGCAUGCCCGACUAAUGUCAUCUCGCGUGUGAGCUCGGCAUGUUCAUGCUUGCCUACGCCGACCGCAUGA